CGCAGCUCGUUGAGUGUGGCCACCCCGCCACGCUGACGCCGGAGUACCGUGACCGGUUCGCAGCUGGUUCGCAGAAGGCAAGGGCAAGCAGAAGGCUUCUCUUUGUUCACUCCACCUGGCACCCACCGCAGUCCUCCCCUUGCGCUUCUCAUCCUUUACGAACUAGGACGCCUUGGAAGUCUCAGACACACCACCAUGGCAUUGGGCUCGAACUCCGUCUCCAUCUCUGCCCUUCGCCAAUCGACUCACGAUGAACUCUCCGUGGACGACGAAGAGAUUGACCAGCUAGACUCUGGGUUGGACUCGGAAGAAGAGGUGGACGAACUAGAGGACACUGUCCCUGUAGUUAGCAAGGCACGUCCGAAGAAGACGGGGGAGCGUGUCCCGGGUCACACACUCAUACCCCCCUCACGCGUAGAGAACAUAUUGCAAGGCAGCGAAGCCGGAGCUCACUUGUCGAAGGAAGCUUUGUACAUGCUGUCUGUCGCCACAGAAGAGUUCAUCAAAAGGCUUGCGCACGCGGGACAGCGUAUGGCUGGAAAAGAAGCACGGCAGCUCGUGUACUACCGCGAUGUUGCUGCUGCUGCACAGAGACACCAUGAAUUCAAGUUUGCUGAUGACGUGAUACCUCCUCCAAUGUCGAUCGCAGAAGCGCUCGACCUACGAGCAGCAAGAGAAAAGGAACUUGCCGAUGCUGACCCAGCACUAGCCCCGUCAGUAGACCCCUGGGCCAUCCCCCCAUCAUCCGAUCCGUCGACACCGCAAGACCCCUCCGCCGCUAUGAAUGCGAGGACCAAAAGCAGGUCCAGGCAGUCGCAUGCCAACGGCAACGAGGAGACCGAUGGUUCUGUCUCUACAACUUAUGUCAGCAGGCCACGUCAACGGGAUCCGAGCGGCAGAUAUAGCGCCAGCGCCAAUGGGAAACCGAGCGAGCGCAGGAGCGGAAGCGCGAGUGCGCGGUCGUCCGUGGGGACACGUCCGGGUAGUUCGCGCAUCCGGGAUCGGGCAUCGCGAGCCUCGGAUGGUGGGCAGUAUGCCUCUAUCGAUAGUCCCUCUUCGGCAAAUGGCACCCCAUCUAUAUCCAGGGGAGGCAUGGGCCCGCCUGCUCCGCCACGGCCGUCUUCUUCAUUGAGCAACCGUAUGCGAGCGGAGGACGGUCGUUCGAAUCACUCAAAGCCUCCCAACGGAUUCACGGACGACCACCGGCUGUUGAACGGGAGCAGCAGAGGGAGUGGCAUCGCAGAUGCACCAGGACGGACGAUAUAUUCCGCGAGGGCAACUCAGUCCAACAGAUAGUCUGUAUACCCGUCACUGCAUACUUAUCCCAUUACCCCCUCGCA
Molecule: messenger RNA, 1340 nt
Organism: Rhodofomes roseus
Lineage: Eukaryota; Fungi; Basidiomycota; Agaricomycetes; Polyporales; Fomitopsidaceae
Exons: 5
Coding region: 196-1296 (366 amino acids)
Cellular component (GO): nucleus; CHRAC
Molecular function (GO): protein heterodimerization activity
Source: RefSeq, a predicted model, not a curated record